UUCAAAAGACGAAACAGCUUCUACUUUUCAUUCUUCAUUUCUUCCUCUUCUUCCUUGUUGUGGUUCAUCAAACUUUGCCACACACAGGGAAGCCUAGAAAAAAAGGGCUGAUGGACUGUUCAAUUUGCACAUCAAUGCCAGUUAUAUUAAGGCCUCCAAGGAAUACAAUAUGUGGGGCUUGCUAUGAGGGAGCUAGGAGCAUAAUCAACCUGAUAAACAAGCUUGAAAGUGAAAAGGCAAGGAAUGGUCCCCCAAAUUCGUGUAAGACACUCCUAGAUGUUUCAAGAUGGGUAUGUGAUAUGAAGGAUAGGGAAAAUGUACAGAAAGAGGAGGUAAGCUUUCUUAAGGGGGGUUUCUUUACUGCGCUUAAAGAUCAAAUGCACACUGAUAUGGAACUCAAGCCAGGCAAUAAUGGGCCUUCCAUACCUGCACAUAGGGCCUUACUGGCAACAAGAUCACAAAUAUUUAAGAAUAUGCUAGACUCAGAUGUAUGUAAAGCGCCACCAAAGGACAAUAUAAUUACAUUGUCUGAGUUGAACCAUGAAGAGCUGGAGUCUCUUCUGCAAUUCCUCUACACUGGGAGCUUGCCUGAAGAGAAAAUGGAGAAGCAUGUCUACUCACUAUCACUAGCAGCCGAUAAGUACGAAAUCCCAUACUUACAGAAGUUUUGUGAGCGACACAUGCUAAGGUCUUUGAAGUCAUCCAAUGCUCUUAAUGUACUAGAUAUCUCAGAUGUUUGUUCCUACCUAUCUUUGAAAGAGACAGCUUUAAAAUUCAUUGUCAAAAACAUUGAGGAUAUAGCCUUCUCAGAUAGAUAUGAUGAAUUUGCACUCAAGAAUCCACAUCUUUGUGUCCAGAUUACAAGGGCAUCGUUGAUGGAAGCCAGGAAAAAUUGAGUUCAUUGUAAGGGCAUAAUGUGCAUACUUUUUUCCAGGCAAAAAUAGCUAGGUUAUGCAUGGAGCUGUUGAAAUUUCUUUAUAAAAUCAACUUACAUAUUGAACAAGUAGUCAAGCACCAUAAGGGAUUCUUUGUAGAUGAGAUUUAUAUAAACUAUUAGUAAAUUUGUAUUGGUUUUUUAUA
Molecule: messenger RNA, 1080 nt
Organism: Quercus lobata
Lineage: Eukaryota; Viridiplantae; Streptophyta; Magnoliopsida; Fagales; Fagaceae
Product: BTB/POZ domain-containing protein
Exons: 3
Coding region: 111-896 (261 amino acids)
Molecular function (GO): protein binding
Source: RefSeq, a predicted model, not a curated record